GCAGGAAGUGCAGCUCAGUGGAGGACAGACAGUGGAAGCAUCAUCAUCAUCAUCUGCAGCAGCAGCAGCAACAACAGCACAAGAAGUAGUAGUACUAGUAGUAGUAGUAGUAGUACUAGUAGUACUAGAAGUAGUAGCAUCCGUUACCAUCAUGGACGCCCUGAAGAAAGGUUUCUCCAUGGCCAAGGGUGGCGUGGUGGCGGCGGCAGAGAAGACCAAAGCUGGCGUGGAGGAGGCGGCCGUCAAGACCAAGGAGGGUGUCAUGUUUGUCGGAAACAAGACCAUGGAGGGCGUGGUGACUGGCGUGAACACCGUGGCCCAGAAGACGGGCGAACAAGCCAACGUGGUCGCGGACACGGCAGUUUCAGGGGCCAACGAGGUCGCUCAGGCCACCGUAGAUUCUGUGGAGAACGCCGCCUUGGCCAGUGGAUUUGUCACCGUGACUCAUGUUCCAAAAGCAGAAGCUGGAGAAAAAGAGAGUGAACAAGCUGCUCAGUAGGUGUGGUGUCUCCAUGGCAGAGAAGACACCACCUUUCAAUCUGAGCAUCACACCAUUCUUCUCCAUACUAAUUAUUCUUCUCAGCUCUCAGCUCAUUGGUCACUCUGCCGUGACGUCACUGGCCCCGCCCCCAUCACAAAGACAUCCGAGGACUUUUGCAUGCAUGUGGCCUUGCUGACACACACACACACACACACACACACACACACACACACACACACACACACACACACACACACACACACACACACACACACACACACACACACACACACACACACACACACACACACACGCACAAACACACAUGAUGUCAUUAUUUGAGCUCUUGUACCAAUUUCUUUUGUAAAACAAUAAAAAUGCAUAAGUCCCAACCAGAAGAUUUCCUGAUGAAGUUCAGUUCAGCGAGCUGAUGUGAGGUUGCUGCUAGGCUUUGCUUAGUACUGUUGCGUUGAGACCGAGCGAGACCGAUCUGGACCGGGCUGGGGAACGCUGGGGUACUAGAUUGGUCUCACGUUUGUCCUCUAAGCUUGGAGAAUAAACCACAAAAUACCAACUACUGCCUGUUGAUUGAAUAUAAACAUCAGCUUAUUGCCAUGAA
This is a messenger RNA of Entelurus aequoreus (snake pipefish), 1100 nucleotides long. Its product is annotated as synuclein-like. The coding region runs from base 152 to 499 and encodes 115 amino acids. Gene Ontology annotation, cellular component: axon terminus; cytoplasm; neuronal cell body. Gene Ontology annotation, biological process: synaptic vesicle endocytosis; synapse organization; chemical synaptic transmission. The record is from RefSeq and is a predicted model, not a curated record. The transcript is spliced from 5 exons. Lineage: Eukaryota; Metazoa; Chordata; Actinopteri; Syngnathiformes; Syngnathidae. Gene Ontology annotation, molecular function: cuprous ion binding.